AUGGAAGGGGAAUACUAUGAUUCCCUGGUCGCACGAUUUGGCGAACAAGGAUCCCUCAUCGAAGGAUUCGGGAGGGAAGCCGAAGGUCCGGACGCAUAUCGGACACAGCUUCGUCAGCGGAUGUCCCAGGAUUUCCUGUUGAGGAACCUGGAAGAGCGGAGGCGAGCCGCCGACGAUGUAUGCAGUGACCCAGCCUCUAAAAAGGCCAUGUUGGGUCUGCAGGUGCUGACCGUGGGAGAAACAAGGGAACAGGACUGCGCCGUAUGCCUCGAGGAAUUCAUCGACGGCGGCAAGAAGCUCAGAAUGAUGCCCUGCUACCACUCCUUCCAUCAGCGAUGCAUCUUCGACUGGCUUCGCCUUAAUCGCAUCUGCCCUGUCUGCCGCUUCGCGCUGGCCCCACAGUCAGACGACGACAACAAUAACAAGGAGCUGGGACUGCCUGAGAAAGUCGAAUAG
Molecule: messenger RNA, 456 nt
Organism: Triticum turgidum subsp. durum (durum wheat)
Lineage: Eukaryota; Viridiplantae; Streptophyta; Magnoliopsida; Poales; Poaceae
Source: the annotation of a GenBank genome assembly